AUGUAUUGUGAAAAAGAGUAAGUUGGAGAGUUGUAUAAAGUCUUGACUUUAUCGUAAGAUGUUGAUGAAGAAGUCUUCCAUAUCCUCAUUUACAUAUUAAAAAAAGAAAGAAUUUAAGACUGCUUAGAAUUUCUCUCAUAGGAUCAAAAUAAAUUUCUUGUAGAAAUAGAAAGUUAAAAAGUAGAUAAUAUAUCAAUGCUUGAUAAAGAAUAGACUCUUAAAAAAGAGAAGAACAUUUAUAUAAUAAAGGAUGCUCUCAAAAAAAUUUGGGAGCAUGAAUUUAAUAAACAGAAUUACUCUAUGGAUAAUUAUGAAGAAAUAAAAAAGGAUCUGAUCAUAAAAAUAUCAUGGGAUAAGAAAAUCAUAGAAUUUCUCAAAUUUUUAGUUCAUCUGACUGCCUUGGAUAAGAGAUUUAUUUAGUGUGGAUCAAAUUCUCUUCAUUUGCUAGUUUAGAUGAAGGCUGACUUGAAGGUAUAAAGCUUUGAGAAUAUCAGGAUUAGAGACACCUCUUUAGUUGGUGGAAAUUUUAUACGAUGCAAUUUCAAUGGAUCAGAAUUUGACAAUGUCGAUAUUAGUGGAAUGAACUUGAAUUAAUCUUAAAUGUUUAAUUGUAAAUGGUUAAAUAUCAAAAGUCAUGAGUUAAAUAAAUUAAAUGGGCAUUUUGGAACAGUUAAUUAGGUAUGCUUUUCUCUAGAUAGUAAAUCAUUUGCUUCUUGUAGUAAUGAUAAUUCGAUUAUAUUGUGGGAUGUUAAAACAGGAAAAAUAAAAUCUAGAAUCAAGGAAAAGGAAGAAGUAAAUUCAGUAUGCUUCUCACCUAAUAAUAGCGCAUUAGCUUUCACCAGUGGAAAAUUUGUAUAUUUAUGGAAUCUUAAAACAAGAAAAUAAAAGGCCAAAUUAGAUGGUCAUUUAAAAUGUGUUAAUUCAAUUUGUUACUCUCCUGAUGGUACUACAUUAGCAUCUGGUAGUGCAGAUGACUCUCUCCAUUUAUGGGACGUUGAGACAGGUUAAUAAAAAGGAAAAUUAGAUGGUCAUUCAAGUGCAGUUAAUUCAAUUUGUUACUCUCCUGAUGGUACUACAUUAGCAUCUUGUAGUUCAGAUAAGUCUAUCCGUUUAUGGAAUGUUAAGACAGGAUAAUAAAAUGCCAAAUUAGGAGGUCAUUCUAGCAUUAUAAGGUCAGUCAACUUCUCCCCUGAUGGUAAUAUAUUAGCAUCUGGUAGUAAUGAUAGCUCUAUCCGUUUAUGGGAUGUUAAGAAAGGAUAAUAAAAAGCCAAAUUAGAUGGUCAUUCACAUUUUGUUUAGUCAGUAAAUUUCUCUCCUGAUGGUACUACAUUAGCAUCUGGUAGUUGGGAUAACUCAAUCCGUUUAUGGGAUGUUAAGCCAGGAUAAUAUAAAGCAAAAUUAGAUGGUCAUUCAAAUUGUGUUAAUUCAAUUUGUUACGCUCCUGAUGGUACUACAUUAGCAUCUGGUAGUUGGGAUAACUCAAUCCGUUUAUGGGAUGUUAAGACAGGGUAAUAAAAAGCCAAAUUAAAUGGUCAUUCAUCAAUUGUUUAUUCAGUUAGUUUCUCUCCUGAUGGUAAUACAUUAGCAUCUGGUAGUUAUGAUAACUCGAUUCGUUUAUGGGAUGUUAAGACAGGAUAAUAAAAAGCAAAAUUAGAUGUUCAUUCAGGUAGUGUUAAUUCAAUUUGUUACUCACCAGAUGGCACUACAUUAGCAUCUGGUAGUAAUGAUAACUCUAUCCGUUUAUGGAAUGUUAAGACAGAAUAAUAAAAAGCAAAAUUAGAUGGUCAUUCAGAUUAUGUAAGAACAAUUUGUUACUCUACUGAUGGUACAUUAGCAUCAUGUAGUGAUGAUAAGUCUAUCCGAUUAUGGGAUCCUAAGACAGGAUAAUAGAAAGCCUAAUUCGAUGGUCAUUCACAUUUUGUUUAGUCAGUAAAUUUCUCUCCUGAUGGUACUACAUUAGCAUUUGGUUGUUCAGAUAAUUCUAUCCGUUUGUGGGAUGUUAAGACAGGAUAGUAGAAAGCCAAAAUAGAUGGUCAUUCAAAUUGUGUUAAUUCAAUUUGUUACUCUCCUGAUGGUACCACAUUAGCAUCUGGUGGUUAUGAUGAGUCGAUCCGUUUAUGGAAUGUUAAGACAGGAUAAUAAAAAGCAAAACUAGAUGGUCAUUCAAAUAGUGUAAUUUCAAUUUGUUACUCUCCUGAUGGUACUACAUUAGCAUCUGGCAGUUCAGAUAACUCUAUACGUUUAUGGGAUGUUAGGACAGGAUAGUAAAAAGCCGAAUUAGAUGGUCAUUCAAAUUUUGCUAAUACAAAUUUUCACUCAUCUGAUGGUACUACAUUGGCAACUGGUAGUGAUGAUAACUCUAUCCAUUUAUAUGAUGUAAAAACAGCACAUGAGAUUCUAUCAUUAGAUAAUUUUUACAAAGACCUCCUUUCUUAGUUUAAAUUGCCACUUUAAUACCAGCAAAUUUUAAACAAUAGUAUUUAUUACGAUAAUUUUUUAGCUGGGAUUGAUCGUACAAUACUACGAAUAUGUUAAAAUCCAAUUUUGGAAGCUUCAGGAACUUUAUUUUUGAAUGGAGUAUUUGAAAAUUAUUCAGGUUUGGAAUUGAAAUGA
Paramecium octaurelia is the source of this 2613-nucleotide messenger RNA. The record is from the annotation of a GenBank genome assembly. Lineage: Eukaryota; Ciliophora; Oligohymenophorea; Peniculida; Parameciidae.